This is a messenger RNA of Truncatella angustata, 253 nucleotides long. RefSeq lists its product as uncharacterized. Bases 15 to 182 code for a protein of 55 amino acids. NCBI's taxonomy places the organism in Eukaryota, Fungi, Ascomycota, Sordariomycetes, Amphisphaeriales, Sporocadaceae. The record is from RefSeq and is a predicted model, not a curated record. The transcript has a single exon.
GUCAGCAUUUGGCAAUGGUUGUGCUUUCCAACAUGAUGGCUAGUAUAAUUCAAGAUUACGAUAUUCGUCGUGCGAGCAAAGAGCAGGAUUGGCAGUAUGAGGCAAGACCUACUGCUGUUGCCCAUUCAUGGCCUGCAUAUAUCGCAAAGGCAAGCAGUCAUUUCGUCUCGACUAUUCGCUAAACUAUUCAAAGCUAUAAUGUUGCAUACCUGGGUGUAGAAGGAUGUAUUGAUACUUUAAUUGCGAACAGAAA